Messenger RNA from Fomitiporia mediterranea MF3/22, 2427 nucleotides. It is a transcript of the gene mip, whose product is annotated as mitochondrial intermediate peptidase. Bases 1 to 2325 code for a protein of 774 amino acids. Gene Ontology annotation, molecular function: metalloendopeptidase activity. The transcript has 4 exons. Lineage: Eukaryota; Fungi; Basidiomycota; Agaricomycetes; Hymenochaetales; Hymenochaetaceae. Gene Ontology annotation, cellular component: mitochondrion. The record is from RefSeq and is a predicted model, not a curated record. Gene Ontology annotation, biological process: peptide metabolic process.
AUGUUGGCAAGCUUCAAGUCGUCGACGUCGGUACUCUCGAGGUCACGCCAAGCACUAUUCACAUUUCGCGGCCACCUUAGGGCACCACCCCACAAUGCUUUGCGUUUGCGACCAGCAGCGACGACUGCCAUUCCAGCGACGUCGGAGGAGACGGACCUGAUUCCUUUCUUUGAUCGACCCUAUGGGCAUGUCUCCCAGUCUAGCGCGUCUUCAGGGCUGUUUGCGCACAAGGACUUGACACACCCCGACUCGCUGACGCAUUUGGCUAACGGUGCACUUAUUCGCGCAUCUAUUCUUACCGAGCGAAUUUUGCAAGUAAAGGGGACUAAGCAAGACCUCCUGCUUGCGCUCAAGAACCUGGACAAGCUGAGCGACCUGUUGUGUGGUGUUAUCGACCUUUCAGAGGUCGUGCGGAACUCGCACCCGGAUCCGUUAUGGGUGGAGAGGGCAAACGAAGCAUACGACAUGCUUUGUGAGUUCAUGAAUGUAUUAAAUACUCAUGUUGGUCUGUACAAAGUAUUGGAACGCGUGUUCUUAAAUCCCGAAAUCGUUAGGUCUCUGAGUCCAGAAGCUUAUUACACAGCCUUAAUCUUCUGGAGAGACUUUGAGAAAUCUGCUAUCAACUUGCCGGAAAACGCACGAAAGAAAUUCGUGAAGCUUUCGUCGGAUAUUAUCACCCUGGGUCGACAGUUCCUGAAUGACGCGUCCUCACCUCGCCCUCCGGCAUUGAUCACGCCUGUAGAACUUACUGGUCUCAAGGAUUUCGGAAUGGGCGCUCGGCUACAACUGCAAGCUCGAACGACGAACCGUCCACUAGCCGUCUACCCCGGGUCUCUGCAAGCUCAAAUGAUCAUGCGUUCUGCUCCUUUGGAAGAACCGCGAAGAAAGUUAUAUAUUGCAGCUAGCUCAGGUACGGAGGAACAGGUAGAAACGCUCGAACAGCUACUACAGUCUCGGGCACAACUUGCACGCUUGUGUGGGAAGGAGAGUUAUGCUCAUCUAACGUUGAACGACAAAAUGGCGAAGUCACCUGAGCAUGUACAAUCAUUCCUCGAUGCGCUGUUAUCCUACACACGACCCCACGCCCGGAAUGCGCUUCUUGCGUUAAGCGAGAGGAAGCAGAAUCACCUAGGGUUACUGGACCGUCCUAUCAUCCAGGCAUGGGACCGAGACUAUUAUUGUCCUCCGGAGCCGCCUUCCCCAUCCAUUCCGCUCCCCCCGUUGACACCCGGUACCGUAUUCAUGGCACUUUCGAGGUUAUUCAAGCAUCUUUAUGGUGUCACCCUUCGACCAUUGGAUGCGGUCUCGGGAGAAUUAUGGCAUCCAGAUGUGCGCAAACUCGAAGUGGUUGACAAAGACGCUGGUGUAAUCGGGUGGAUAUAUGCCGACCUAUUCGCAAGGAAGGGAAAGGCCAGCGGUGCAGCACACUACACUGUCAGAUGUUCACGACGUACGGAUAAUGAUGAUCCAGAAGCAGAUACGGUCGAACCUUUGUCAGUUCUCCCUGAUGACACCAUCCAGAUGUCGCUGGACUUUGACCAGGAACACCGCGUCAAGUUACGAGGUGUUGAGGGGGAGUACCAGUUACCGGUUGUGGUCCUACUUUGCGAAUUUAUGCCUCCUUCGCCUACGAGAGGAGCUUCGGCACUGCAUUGGCACGAUGUGCAAACACUCUUUCACGAGAUGGGUCAUGCGAUGCAUUCAAUGAUUGGACGUACUGAAUAUCAAAAUGUCUCCGGCACGCGAUGUGCAACGGACUUCGUCGAACUACCCUCAAUCCUCAUGGAACACUUCCUCACCUCACCAACCAUCCUCAGUCUCUUUGACCACACCAAUCAAAACUCUGUCCCACGCGCAGGGAAUCAUCACAUCGACGCAUGCCACUCAAUCGACACUUACACACAAAUCUUGCUCGCCUGUCUUGAUCAGGAAUACCAUUCACCUCUCGCAGCCGAGUCGAACUUCGAUUCAACGCGCAUUUACGCAAAGUUGCAGGAAACCAAGGGUCUGAUUCCGUUUGUCCCUGGCACUGCUUGGCAGACACAAUUCGGUCACUUAUAUGGAUAUGGCGCUACGUACUACUCUUAUCUCUUUGAUCGCGCUAUUGCAUCGCGCAUUUGGACACACGUGUUUACGGUGGACCCUCUCAGUCGGGAAGCAGGCGCGCGUUUCAAGGACGAGGUCUUGAAGUUUGGUGGCGGGAAGGAUCCUUGGAGGAUUGUUAGUAAAAUCUUGGAUUCGCCUGAGUUGGAGAGCGGCGAUGCGAACGCUAUGGCGACCGUUGGAAGUUGGCGCAUUGAAGACGAGAUCUUGAUGAGGCAUUGAGUUCUUCGUUGCUUUGCAUUUGUAGAUACUUGCACUUGAGGAUGGACUUGAGGAAAUGUCUUGUGGUUGCAACUGAUUGCCGCGGCUUUCCCUAGAAUUGAA